AUGCUCCACCUGUACCUGCUGGACCCAAAAUAUGGUGGACAGGUCCGGGACCGCUUGGACUCUGCCCUUGGAUAUGCCAGGAGGCAGCUGGUGACUGCAGGUGAGGUGCAGGACUCUUUGGACAUUGGUCUGACUGAGGUUCCUCCCAUAAGGAAGCCCACCAAAGACAGUACCUGGAAGGAGAGUGCUGUCCUUCAACACCGUCAGCAGCAGAAGACCAAGAUGAGGUACAAUAAAGUUGAGGAUCCUAAAGUGCCCUAUGCCAAACAGAGCCAGUGUCAGCAGGAGCUUGACGAGGUGCUGGAAAGGAUUGUAAAAAUGCCCUUCAGAGAUAACAGGGGCCCCCUGGAGGACCUUUAUUCCCUGCACAUACCCAACUGUGACAAGAGGGGGCAGUACAACCUUAAACAGUGUAAGAUGUCUGUGAAUGGACAUCGUGGUGAAUGCUGGUGUGUGGAUCCACACACAGGAAGACCUAUCCUCAAUUCUCCACUGAUGAGGGGUGAUCCCAACUGCAGCCAGUACCUUGAUGCCCUAGAGAUGGAUCCCUCUGUGGACCCUCAAAACUACUGAUAUUCUGAACCUUCCCAUCCCUCCCCAUCCUGACCUUCAAGCCUACAAUCACCCAUGCCCCUAAAUGAGUCAGUGUUUUACACACUCUAAACAAGCUACCUAUACAACUUGUGUGUUUAUACAUAUUUGUGCUUCUGGGUUUGAGAUGGUUUGAAACAGUAUUGUUAGUUAAAGUACUGAUAACUGAGCUUAUAGUACUCAUUAAAUCCAAGCUAAGUGAUGACAUAUGACCUGAGGACUGAGAUUAGCAGGCUUGUACUACUUCUUUUCUGUAGGAAAAUGUCUAGAAUUGUGAACUUAGCUUUAAUACUUUAACAUACUUCGUAAAUAUCUAGUGCUAAUCGUGAUAUAUAAGUUGUAUUCCUCUCAUGAUGUUACUGGUGCUAUUUGUUUCAAUACACUUCUUUUAUAGGUUGUCUCCUCUCAUAUUGUGCAGGGAAUUCUAUGGUAAUGGAUUUUAUAGGACAGGACAGUGCUCCUUUUGACAUACACUGUAGCACUACAUUGUAAGUGGGUCAGCUAGUGCCUUACCUUAAAUGAUUUACAUAAGUUAUAUUGGGCUGCUUAUGAGGUCUUAAAAUAUUUUAGUUUAAAAGACAAAAAAUAAAUAAAUGAUUUGUGCUAACAAAAGUUGUUUAUUUAGGACUACACAGUCUGUACUAAUGCGGUUGAUGUUUUGUUCCAAUUCCAUGUAACUACUGACAUCUGGUGGUCACACAAAGGAAGAGAAAACAAUUAUAAUACAGCAUAAAACCAUUCACUAUUUUUACUUUAGGACUACACAGUCUGUACUAAUGCGGUUGAUGUUUUGUUCCAAUUCCAUGUAACUACUGACAUCUGGUGGUCACACAAAGGAAGAGAAAACAAUUAUAAUACAGCAUAAAACCAUUCACUAACUAUUUUUACUUAACACUGUGAUUUACUCUGUUAGGUGUCAUUGUCACUUGGUAUUUUGGUUAUGAUUUUUUUAAGUGUACACGAAUAAAGAAGUAUUUCCAGGAA
Messenger RNA from Carassius auratus (goldfish), 1575 nucleotides. RefSeq names its product insulin-like growth factor-binding protein 2-A. The record is from RefSeq and is a predicted model, not a curated record. The coding region runs from base 1 to 573 and encodes 190 amino acids. Gene Ontology annotation, biological process: regulation of insulin-like growth factor receptor signaling pathway. Lineage: Eukaryota; Metazoa; Chordata; Actinopteri; Cypriniformes; Cyprinidae. Gene Ontology annotation, cellular component: extracellular region. Gene Ontology annotation, molecular function: insulin-like growth factor I binding; insulin-like growth factor II binding. The transcript is spliced from 4 exons.